Messenger RNA from Anopheles cruzii, 1577 nucleotides. Its product is annotated as ceramide-1-phosphate transfer protein. Gene Ontology annotation, cellular component: cytoplasm; membrane; cytosol. The transcript is spliced from 3 exons. Gene Ontology annotation, molecular function: ceramide 1-phosphate binding; ceramide 1-phosphate transfer activity. NCBI's taxonomy places the organism in Eukaryota, Metazoa, Arthropoda, Insecta, Diptera, Culicidae. The record is from RefSeq and is a predicted model, not a curated record. The coding region runs from base 356 to 979 and encodes 207 amino acids. Gene Ontology annotation, biological process: ceramide transport; intermembrane lipid transfer.
UCCUUUUCAUCGAAUGAACAAAGAGAGUCGUUGCGCAUCGUAGUAACUCUAAGCGGAGGGGCUCUCCGAAGAAGUUCAGCAGUUGCUUGUGACAAAGAACGUAAACACACAAUCAACAGCUGAUUUGACAGCAACGUAAUGCACAAAAGAACAACAUUGGUGUUUGUGCUAGAUCCGCGCCAUCCACAAAUGGCAAGCUAGUUCGAAGCCAACAUUUGUAUUUCUUGGUCGUCUGAGUCGAUAAGGUGCGUCGGUAGUUUUACACGUAGACACGUAGAUAGUGUUUCGCGCGUAAACAACAACAUAUCUGCUCAACCUCUUCGCGUCCUUUCCGUGAACCUCAAAACGUACAAGAAUGUCGGUGGAAAAGUUUGAUUUGCAAAGAGUGCACGAAAAGUUCACCGAAAGCCUCACCGCUGACGACGAUGUCUACGUGGACCAGUAUCUGGAAGCGUUUAAGGAGUUAUAUAAAUUUUUCCAGCUCAUGGGAACGGUGUUCGGAUUUGUCAGCAGCGACGUGAAGGAAAAGGUGGAGAUUCUCGAGAAGCUGCGCGCGAAAGAGAACGCCGAAAGUUUUGUCACCAUCCGCACGAUGAUGGAGUACGAGCGGGACUCGAAUUUGCUCAACAAAAAGGACUACGUAUCCGGCAGCAGGACAUUGCUACGGCUUCAUCGAGGUUUGGAUUUCAUACAGGAAUUUUUGAAACGAGUCGGCGAACUGGAGGGCGACGUCAAGACGAACGCCGUUUGUCAGGCGGCGUACAAUGAUACCCUUGCUCAAUUCCAUCCUUGGCUCAUCCGGAAAGGGGCAAACAUGGCGAUGUAUGCCCUUCCGACGCGGGAUCAACUGCUAGAUAGAGUGUGUGUGGACGUGUCGGUAGCGAUGAAAAUGCUUCCCGAAAUGUUGUCCGUAACCCGCGGCGUGUACGAUCGUACGCAGGAUCUCUACACCAAGUACGAUUUACACGGCCUGCCGUAAGAAGAGCGAUAACCCUUCCCGCCCGCUUGUGAGAUACAUUGAUUGUUGUUUUGUUUUAAACGAAGCGCUUUUAACUAAUUUAAGUUGUAAGUUUUUUAAUAGUCAAUUCGGUUGCGUGAAGUAUUGGCACACGUUGUGUGUCGCUAGGAACGACCUGGUGUGCUACUAAUUAGAUAGCUUUACAUAGGCCCUCGAGGUUUCAUUUUAUUAAACGGGUUUCCCCGGAUUCGUCAGCAAAAAUGCGUAUUUUCCCCGAUUCGGAAGCAUAAAAUUAAUGAGCGAGUGAUGAUGAGCUUUAACUAUAUACGUAUCGAUGGCGUGCGACACGGAAAGUGUGUCCUCGAUAAAGGUGAAGGUGUCCUCGCUAAACAGGUGCGAUUUGCUCAACAAAGAAAUCCCUUUUAUCUAAAAAGUAGAAAAAGAGAGUUAAAUCGUGUGAACCCUGAAUAGAAUCAUUACUCAUUAAAAUCGCUUUACAUUCCAGUAAUCGCCCCUAUGUAACUCAUACUGCAAAUAGCUGUAGCAUGGAAGGGGCAAAGCGAAAUGUGAAUGCUUAACGACAAAUAAAAACGUUUUUAUUGUGUAUACCUGAUUGAAA